Messenger RNA from Zasmidium cellare ATCC 36951, 1179 nucleotides. RefSeq lists its product as uncharacterized. Gene Ontology annotation, biological process: ribosomal large subunit assembly; translation. The record is from RefSeq and is a predicted model, not a curated record. Gene Ontology annotation, cellular component: ribosome; cytosolic large ribosomal subunit. Lineage: Eukaryota; Fungi; Ascomycota; Dothideomycetes; Mycosphaerellales; Mycosphaerellaceae. The transcript is spliced from 4 exons. Bases 1 to 1179 code for a protein of 392 amino acids. Gene Ontology annotation, molecular function: RNA binding; structural constituent of ribosome.
AUGUCGCACCGGAAGUUCGAGGCCCCUCGCCAUGGCUCGCUGGCGUUCUUGCCACGCAAGCGUGCGUCCCGUCACCGUGGAAAGGUCAAGAGCUUCCCCAAGGACGACCAGAAGCAGAAGCCCCAUUUGACCGCCGCAAUGGGCUACAAGGCCGGCAUGACCACCAUCGUCCGCGACCUCGACCGUCCCGGUGCGAAGCUGCACAAGAAGGAGAUCGUCGAGGCCGUUACGGUCGUCGAAACUCCUCCGAUGAUCGUCGUUGGCCUCGUUGGUUACAUCGAGACCCCCCGGGGCCUGCGCUCGUUGACUACUGUCUGGGCUGAGCAUCUUUCCGACGAAGUCAAGCGCCGAUUCUACAAGAACUGGUACAAGAGCAAGAAGAAGGCUUUCACCAAGUACGCCAAGAAGCACGCUGAGGAGGGCGGCAAGAACAUCACCCGUGACCUCGAGCGCAUCAAGAAGUACUGCACCGUCGUCCGUGUCCUCGCCCACACCCAGAUCAGCAAGACUCCUCUCAAGCAGAAGAAGGCACAUCUCAUGGAGAUCCAGGUCAACGGUGGCUCCAUCGCUGACAAGGUCGAGUUCGGCCACGGACUCUUCGAGAAGCCAGCUGAGAUCGACACCGUCUUCGAGCAGGAUGAGAUGAUCGACUGCAUCGCCGUCACCAAGGGUCACGGUUUCCAGGGUGUCACCAGCAGAUGGGGUACCAAGAAGCUUCCUCGCAAGACUCACAAGGGUCUCCGCAAGGUUGCUUGUAUCGGUGCAUGGCAUCCGUCCCACGUUCAGUGGACUGUUGCUCGUGCUGGUCAAAUGGGUUACCACCAUCGUACCUCCGUCAACCACAAGAUCUACCGCAUCGGCAAGGGCACCGACGAGCGCAAUGCCACCACCGACUUCGACCACAGCAACAAGCAGAUCACCCCUCUGGGUGGUUUCGUCCGCUACGGUGAGGUCAAGAACGACUUCGUCCUCCUCAAGGGCUCCGUUCCAGGUGUCAAGAAGCGAGUCAUGACCCUCCGCAAGUCCAUGUUCAUCCACACCUCCCGCCGUGCCCUCGAGAAGGUCGAGCUCAAAUGGAUCGACACCUCGUCCAAGUUCGGUCACGGUGCAUACCAGACUGCCGCCGAGAAGAAGCAGUUCGUCGGUACCCUCAAGAAGGACCUCAUCACCACUUCGUAA